Molecule: messenger RNA, 868 nt
Organism: Rhipicephalus sanguineus (brown dog tick)
Lineage: Eukaryota; Metazoa; Arthropoda; Arachnida; Ixodida; Ixodidae
Product: diacylglycerol lipase-alpha
Exons: 6
Coding region: 44-853 (269 amino acids)
Biological process (GO): lipid metabolic process
Cellular component (GO): postsynaptic membrane; dendrite membrane
Source: RefSeq, a predicted model, not a curated record
ACAUUGCUAUUAAUGCUGAAUUAACAUCAUAUGCUUACAGGGCAUGGUUCAGGCUGCCGAGUACAUUAAACGGAAGCUGGUGGACGAAGGGAUCCUAUCGCAAGCCUUCAACUACAGCCUGGACAAAGGCACAACCCAGUACGAUCUCGUUCUCGUGGGCCACUCUCUCGGGGCCGGGGCGGCCGCCAUAUUGGCCAUUUUACUCAAGCAGGACUUUCCCAACCUGCUGUGCUACGCGUACGCGCCACCGGGUGGACUCCUCAGCCUACCCGCCGUGGAGUACAGCAAGACGUUCAUCACGUCGGUGGUGUUGGGCAAAGACGUGGUGCCGAGAAUAGGACUGCACCAGAUGGAGGCCCUGCGCACAGAUCUCAUCAAUGCUAUUAAAAGGAGCGCCGACCCCAAGUGGAAAAUCAUCCUCGGAGGCGUCCUUUGUUGCUGCCCGGACGAAGUGGACUUCGACGGCGUCGAAGGACCGACGUUAGCGGACCGCGACGUCACCAGUCACCCCAGUGACGCAACGAUAGCCCUCACUGCUCAUCAACCGCUCUAUCCACCCGGAAGGAUCAUUCACAUCGUGCGUAACCAUCCGAAGGACCAAAAGUACGAGCCCAGGUGGAGGCGCGUCAUGCGCAAGAACGAGCCCGUGUACCAGGCCCUGUGGGCGGACAACAAGGACUUCGACCAGGUGCUCAUCUCUCCGGUCAUGAUACAGGACCACAUGCCGGACAAACUACUGGACGCCCUCGAAAAGGUACGGACGCUAAAUGCGCGGAAGUACUUAGCGGGAAACAGGAGACUGGCUGCGAAAAAAAAUUGCACAGAGAGCUGCUCAGCGGCACCUUUACUCUAAGAAAAAAAAAGUAUU